Messenger RNA from Podarcis muralis (Common wall lizard), 3008 nucleotides. RefSeq lists its product as uncharacterized. Lineage: Eukaryota; Metazoa; Chordata; Lepidosauria; Squamata; Lacertidae. The record is from RefSeq and is a predicted model, not a curated record.
CUCAUCCCCAUAGCUUUGGUGCAAUAAAUAGCUGGGGGCGGGAUAUUUUGCCUUAGGAGACUUUGGCUCCAGGGAUCUGAAUCCCCAGCACUGGAGACAGUAGCGAGAGUCCAGGAGCUUCAGUGAGAAUAAAAAUGGAAGUGCAUGAACCACCAGGACCUGGACCAGGCGAGCGAUUGGAUGCAGGAAGAGGCAAACCCCACAUCUGCCAAAUAGGAGCCACCAGGGAGUUUCUGACGGGGACUGCUCCACAGCCCGUUAAGCAAGAACCGAAUGAGCAGGGCUGGGAAGGCCAGUGGCCAGGAUUCAUGGAGACCCUGCCGGCCCCUCAGUCCCAAAGGAAAACUCAACGGCUGCUUGAGCCCACCUCAGGAGAGGGUGCUGAGGGAUUCCAGGUCUCCUUUGAAGGAGCUGAGGGCAGCCUGGAGCACAGAGGAGGGGACAUGUCUAGCACCCGGCUAGGCCUCAGCCGAGAGAGCCUAGAUUCUUCAGUGAAAGUGAAGGAAGAGAUUCUGGAGGACGAGGACACUGUCAGCAGCUACUUCAAGGAAUUCACUGGCCAAAGAGCCAUGGAGGCCCCAGAGAUGCCACCAGGAUCCGUUGAAGACGUGGCAGCUGAUUACUCCAAGUUAAUCUCAAAUCCUGUGAAGGGCCAAAUUCCUCUGGAAGUCAAGGAGGAGGGUUGCGGAGAGGCCAGCUUGCUGGUAGGCCAAGAGUGGGAGAGCGUAAAGGAGGCUUUUCCACUUAAGCAAAUUGACACCAGUGGAAUAUCCUUGGAAACAGCUAAAGGGGUGUUUUUCCUGGGUGACGAGGUGGACGAGAUGCCUGCAGUUCAAGAAUCCAAGCAGGAGUACCGUCAGUGGACAAUGCCAGAAUACAGGUUACUUUGUGAGGAAGGUAACAGUGACUCAUGCAAAGGAAGUUUCCAAGAUAAAUUCUUGAGGCAUGAGGCAAUACAGAUGGACUCAGAGUGUGGAAAGAACUUCUGUCAGGACGUUGACCUAACUAAGAAUCAGAAAAUGCUGUACACAUGCACAUUCUGUGGGAAAAUUGCUAACAGGAGAGCAGACCUUCUUGUCCACGAGAGAACCCACACUGGAGAAAAACCAUACAAGUGCUCUGAGUGUGGGAAAAGCUUCAAUACCACGUCUUACCUCACAAAACACAAAAGAAUACACACGGGAGAGAAACCGUAUAAAUGUUCAGAGUGCGGGCAAAGCUUCUGUCAGAAAGGGAAUCUGGUUUCACAUGUCAGAAUCCACACGGGGGAGAAACCAUAUAAGUGUGGGGAGUGCGGACAAAGCUUCAGUCAAAGGAAAAUCCUUGGUAAACACCAGAGGAUUCACACGGGAGAGAAACCGUAUAAGUGUUUAGAAUGCGGGCAAAGCUUCAGUCAGGCAUCACAUCUCCUUACGCACAGAAGGACCCACACAGGAGAAAAACCUCAUAAAUGCUCAGACUGUGGGAAAAGCUUUAAUCAGAAAGGAGACCUUGUUAUCCACAAGAGAAAGCACACUGGGCAAAAGCCAUAUGAAUGCUCUGAGUGUGGGAAAAGCUUUAGCACAGGCUAUCAGUUCAUAAACCAUAAAAGGUUACAUACAGGGGAGAAACCCUAUACUUGCUCAGAAUGUGGACAGAGCUUUAAUUGGAAGUCAAACCUUAUUACACACAGGAGAAUCCAUACUGGUGAGAAGCCAUAUGUGUGCUCCAUCUGUAGGAAAAGUUUCAGCGAUAAAUCCUCCCUCACUAAACACCUGAGAACCCACACAGGGGAGAAACCCUACAAAUGCUCUGAUUGUGGGCAAAGUUUCAAUUUGAAAUCAAACCUUAUCACACACCAGAGAACCCAUACUGGAGAGAAACCGUAUUCGUGCCCUGAGUGUGGGAAAAGCUUAAGUCACAGAUCCUCCCUGACGAAGCACAUAAGGACCCACACAGGAGAAAAGCCUUAUGAGUGCUAUGAAUGCGGGAAAAGCUUUAUUUCUAGCUCUGACUGUAAGAAACACGAAAGGGUACACACACGAGAGAAACCAUACAAACGCGGGAGGAAAUGUCCACUAUUCCCUCUGUUUCCGUAGCAGAAAAUCUACAUGUGAACCUUUAGGAUGUCUGUGAAGAAGAGUUUGGAGUGAAAGCUUCAUAAAUUUAGACUGUGUGAAUAGUUUAUGCUGGAGAUCAAUGGCUACUAGAUUAAAAAAAAGUGAAACUAUACAGGGGUUUUUUUUAUCUCUAGGCAACAUUCCAUUAAUUGCACAUGGAAAGCAGACCUCAUAGAUAGAUUCUUGAAAUUCCUUGAUAGAAAUUAAGUCAUUGCUAGAUUCCACCAUAUUAAUAUUUAGUUUAGUUGCUGAAAUUCAUUGGAGACAGAGCAUUAACCUCACUCUCCAACAGCCAGAAGAUUAUCCAAAACUCAGCAGGGAGGAUAGGGACAAAACCAGAACUAUCAUGGGCUCUGGCUCCACCUACUGUUGGCCUCCUUGCCUUCCCGCUACCAGUCACAGUGGGCACCGUUCUCCACUGCUGAACAUAUGGGUGCUGAACUAAUGUUCCAACGUUUUAUCUUGCUCUAGAGAAAUCUGAUGGACUCUGGGCCCGAGCAUCCAAAAGGUUGGUGUUGGCCCCUUAGAAGAUCCAAAUAUUUAUUCACCUAUUUUGGAGCGCUGGUGCCUACAAACAAGAGAAGCAAAAUAGCUGCUGCUAAACAAAAAACACCCGGAAAUAUUGUGUGCAGCUAGUAAAAUUUGUAUUGCAUUGGGGUGAUUUUGAUAUUAGUUUGUUUGUUGGUUUCUCCCUCUCUCUUUUUAAAGGUUUUCAAUAUACCUGUUCUGUAUAGUUUUCUUUUCAGCCAUUGUUAGCCUCUGUCUGGAGUUGGAUGACUGGAAGUUUUGAGUGUGUCAAUUCAUACACACUUCAGACUCCAGUGAUGCUAAAUGUAGUUGAUGCACAUGCAAUGGCUGAAAGAAUUGUGUGCAAAGAGUUUUCUUAUUAAAUUCUAGAUCUUCCCCCAA